UUUGUUUCGCUACGCGGCCGCUGUUGGCGCUACCAGAGUCGUUUCGUGCGCUCGAAGUAGGCAGUGGAUAAUGAUACUGGAGUGUUGGUGCGAUUGGUGUUGAAGUCAUUUACAUGUUGGUGAAAUGAGCAAUUAUUUAAGUUUUUCUUUUUCGUUACGCGGAUAAAAUACCUAAUAAAAGGAGGCGCGAGGUCACAGCCAUGCAGAGGAGUCGUGACCUGUGACCUGCAGGAUGAUCGCCCCGGCCUCCCCGGCCUCCCCACCGCCCCUGGCGCUCAUCUUGCACUCCUUCCCGCACCUCAACAUCUCGCUUCACCUCGUCAACUCCACCUUCGAGCCUCGCAGCACCGUCUACCUCGAGUCGCUGGGCAUCCUGGGAUCCCUGCCGGCCGCCUGGCUGAUCCUCACACUGCUGGUGCUGCUCAUAUACCUGCUGACGAGAUGCUGCGACCACAAGCCACGGCCCAAGCGCAGCAUCACCGCUCUCAAGUGGACCCUCGCCAUCUUCGCUCUCCUGUGCUGCGCGGCGGUCGGCGCGGGGUUGUACGGCAACGACGACGUGCACAACGGCCUGGAGCAAUUCCUGGUCGCCGCGCAGAGCCUCGAGGACCACGUGCAGUCCGUCAGGAACCAGACAGACGUGAUAGAGGCGACGCUGCAGCAGAAGAUCCUGCCGCUGCUGACGGAGCUCGGUGACGUGUUCGACAACCCAGUGGCCAACCAGACGGCGCGUGGCAUGCUCCUGGCAGCACUCACGAGUGUGCUGAACAACACUUCGCUGGCUCUCACGUGCACCCGGGACAUCAGCCGGCCCAUCCACGGCAUCAGCUUGGGCGACUUCCUGUCCCUGGUGCAGGCCUCGGAGACCAUCAGGUGGCCUGUCACCAUGGCCGUGCUGAGCGUGCUGCUGGUGUUCUGUGUGGUUCUGCUGUUCGGCGUGGCCAGGCACUCGCGCUGCGCUCUCAUCACGUUCUCUGUGUUCGGCCUGUUCGCCGUCAUCGUCUCGUGGCUGAUGGCCUCGCUGUACCUCGCCGCCGCCGUUGCGGCCGGUGACCUGUGCGUGGCGCCAGACGGCUACCUGCAGCGCCAGGCGGGCUCCGCGCUCCGGGCCGACAUCCUCACCUACUACAUGCACUGCGACGACUCCCACACGAACCCCUUCAACCAGCGCUGGCUGCAGGGCAAGGGCGCACUGAAGGCCAUGGGCAGCAGUCUCGCGGUGGUGUCGCGCCUCGCCCUCAGGCUCUACAACCCCGUCGACCUGAACCCCAAGCUGGACGUGGUGACGACCGAAGUGAAGCACGCGGACGGCCUCAUGUCGGCGCUCGCCACGCUGCUCGACUGCAAGGCCUUCCACAAGCAGUACGGGCGGGCCGUGGACAGCGUCUGCGACCUGGGCCUGUUCGGCCUGAGCUUCAUGCUCCUGGCGGCAGUCGCGGCAGGUGUCUUCUUCACGGUGCUCGUCUGGGUCGACUCGCACACCUGGAUCUACAUCAGGAAGAGGCGGGACUACCUGCAGGUGGACGAACAGGACCCCUUCCUGCCCCCCUCGGCCGCGUCGCAGGCCAUAGCCGCGCGGACCCUGCGCAGCCAAGGGUCGUAUGGCAGCACGGGCCUGUUCCGUUCCCACCACACCCCUUCACCUCCUGCCACCCUAGAUGGCCGCGGUGCCCGCGAGGAGAAGUCCCAGCACGGUCCCCAUCAUGAGUCAGCAGGCGGUGGAGGGCCUGAGUUCGGGUCCGGAACCUCUGCAAUGCUUGGACCUAACCAUGGGCAGUACGCGACUCUGAGCAAACAGUGUAAGACGCUGGAGUCUUCCGAUUUUUACUGAGGAGCUGGCGCCGGAGCCCAGCAAGAGUGCGCGCCUGGCCGGAGCGCAGAGAGGCCACUGCGCGACCUUGAGUCGGCCCGCCGCCCCGCCCGCGUACCGCAUAACCGAGCUGUGAGCCCAGCGGAGCUGUCCGCCUGUCCCGGGACACGGAGUCCAGCCUCGACUUCCAUCGCAGUCGAGCCUGUCGUGACCAGGGUUGUAAAGGAUUCCAUUUCCUACAAAUUCAGUUAAAAGUUGAAAGUGGUCGAGCUAUUCAACAAAACACAAUUUUCUCUUAAACGAGCAGCAGAAUACGGUCUCCAUUUUGAAUAUAGACUAACACUGACUCCUCUAAAUGUAAAAAAAGAUUGGUAGUUGUACAUUCAGGCCUUUUUUUUUCCUGUACAUUCAGACUGUGCUAAUUCUGCUCAAACUAAGUUGUCUAACUUAUCAAUCCUUAACUGUUUGGAAGAAAAACCUCAACAACAAUCAUUUUACCUAAUGAACAUACAGUUGCUUUGCAUUUACACCAACAAAAAAAUACAAACAUUUUGAAAGACUGAUGCGUCUUUGUUAAACUUUCCUUUAAGCAUCAAAGCUGUCAACAUCAAGGUUUGGAAAUUAAAUGCAGUCUUUGUGAAUGUGUGGCGAGAUUACUUAGAGCAAUUAGGUAUUACCAAUGAACCAAUUAGGUAUUACUAAAACAUUAAUGAAUAUGAAGUAAAGGUAUAUUUCUUUGCUACACCUAAUCAUUAUUUCUAUUAACAUACAAAAAAUGAUAUCGUACAAAUUUGAGGCUUGUCAAACAAUAUAAAUGUAAUUGAAUCGUGAAGCUCAGUAGAGGCUGGUUGCGAGGGGGUUCACGAGCAGACCAGCGGCUGGCUCCCUUCCUGUUCGAGACAGGGGCACGCAUGGCAGGGGGUACAAUCGGAAGAGUCCUGCGUCUUACAGCAAUGAAGUAUAGUCUUGGUCAAGUCUGGUGCAAAUUAUCCAGUACAUUAACCACGAGAGCUUUCGAGCCUGUGAAUUUUAGUGUUAUUUAUUUUCUGGGUUUGAGAAUUCUUCUCAAUUCUUUCAGUGUUGAAAUCGUUGUAAAUAAGACAUGUUAAAUAUUGUGGUGUUACUUUCAUAAUCGGAAUCAAUACAUAAUAUUUGCAUUUUACACAUUAACCAUGAUGAAACUUUCACAUUCUGUAUUUUUGUUUCUCGGUUGAGAACUUAAUUUAUUUAUAUGUUUUUGAAGUAUAUUCAGUACAUUCAGUUCUAGUAAUGUAGUACCUUUACAGUAUUAUUAAGAUUUUUUUUUUCUCGCAUUUUAAGAAUGUUUAUGACAUUUGAGAGUGUUGUUGUUCUGCAUCAAGCUAGUUAAGAAUUUAUGGUACGGGAGUGGUAAAUAAACACGGUAUUAUACUAAUGCCGUUUAUACACAGUCAUAUAUCCUACUUUUUUCAUACGUGUACCAGAUUUUUUCUGUAGCUGUAAUUAAAAAAUAAGCACAACAAAGAAGUGUAUAGUUUUGUAAAUAUCUUUAUGAGAGUCUUUGUGGGUUUGUGUGUAUGUAGGCUGUACAGAUAUUUUUGACAGUCACUUAGAAGAUUCCAAGUGCAUGUAAUGGUGAAACUUUGCAAUAUUGUCAAUAAAACAUGUGUUGUAAGUUAUUCUUGCAAACAAUGAGAACAAAA
This is a messenger RNA of Bacillus rossius redtenbacheri, 3492 nucleotides long. Its product is annotated as protein tweety. The transcript has 11 exons. NCBI's taxonomy places the organism in Eukaryota, Metazoa, Arthropoda, Insecta, Phasmatodea, Bacillidae. Gene Ontology annotation, molecular function: volume-sensitive chloride channel activity; intracellularly calcium-gated chloride channel activity. The record is from RefSeq and is a predicted model, not a curated record. Gene Ontology annotation, cellular component: plasma membrane. Bases 233 to 1831 code for a protein of 532 amino acids.